AGGCCACGAAGUAAGCGUACGAAGACCAAUCAGGAUUCUUUACGAAGCAAUGCGACUGUCGCUCGCUAAAGAUUAGCCUACAAAGCUCACAUCACUGGUAUCCGCAGCGUGGGGUCUUCUUGGCUGCGUCACCGGCUGAGUUGAGCGGUCUCAGCCUUUGGCAGCUGCACCGCUUAAGGUUUUGAAGCGCAAAAUGGGAGCCUGUGUUAGCAAAUGCGCAAAUUCAGGCCUACUUCGUGAGAGACGCCACGUCUCUUUCAAGAGUCUAACUGGCCCGAAUGGUUAUCCUGACGGCACAUGCACCGAUCUUCGACGAAGUGGUCCAUAUGGCAGUUUUCAAAUUGUCAGCCUAGACCCUGGUUGUUCAGUUACCAUCUACAGUAACGAUACCACCAAUGAUCCGUGCUCUGCAUCUCCGGACAGUCAAGCAUUGGGCCAGCUCAUUGCUUGCUACAACACUACUUAUCACUACUACAGCAUCGACAUGUGCGAUCCGGCAGCCGCACGAUCCUCUUCACCACCGGAAUUAGUGCCCAAGUCUCAUACUGGAGCUAUUGUUGGCGGAGUCGUCGGUGGCGUUCUUGGGAUAGCUGUCCUGAUAGGAGUGGUGUUCUGGCAUGACCCAUUGCAACGAGCUGCACGGCUACCAGCAAAAUGAACUCGAAGGUGGUAAGGUACUGUAUAAAAGGGAGGCUGUUGAGGUUGAGGCUCCACCUGUUGAGCCUGUUGAGCUUAGUGGGCAGGAGGUGCGGAGCUCUGCCAAAUAUGUUCCUAAUCAUACCUAGCAAUGUACAUGUACUUUCGUUGACCCCGAUCACCUG
Molecule: messenger RNA, 821 nt
Organism: Boeremia exigua
Lineage: Eukaryota; Fungi; Ascomycota; Dothideomycetes; Pleosporales; Didymellaceae
Exons: 5
Coding region: 194-658 (154 amino acids)
Source: RefSeq, a predicted model, not a curated record